Molecule: messenger RNA, 2474 nt
Organism: Rhizophagus irregularis DAOM 181602=DAOM 197198
Lineage: Eukaryota; Fungi; Glomeromycota; Glomeromycetes; Glomerales; Glomeraceae
Biological process (GO): protein deubiquitination
Molecular function (GO): cysteine-type deubiquitinase activity; protein binding; zinc ion binding
Source: RefSeq, a predicted model, not a curated record
CAGCUAUCUUCUUUCUUUCCCAACAAUCGAAGUUCUUAUAAUGGCCUGCCCACAUAUUUCGAGUGCGAGUCUAGUAGCAAAUUCUACUCAAGUUCACAAAGAAGAGUGUACGCUUUGUUUUGAUUCGCAGGAUUUGGCGCCAGGCAUCGAUGUUUGUUUAACUUGUUUUAAUGCGGGCUGUGAUAGUCCUGACCGUAAACAUGCUCAAGUCCAUUAUCAAAAGACAAAUCAUCCUCUAGUUUUAAACAUUUAUCGUUUUUUAAAAGAUAAGCCAAAAAGAGCGGAUGCAACUGAAGAACCACCUCAAAAAAUUAGUAAGCUCGCGAUUGUACCGGAAUCUGACAAAGACAAAUAUGAAUUUGUUACGAAAGUAAAAUGUUAUGCAUGUGGUGGCGCAGAAAUCGAUAAAAGCCUUGGAAAUUUACCUAUCGUGAUUGAUUCGGUCAUGACCUCAUUAUCUGCUUCAAGACAGUCUGAAAUAAAAGCGUGGGAGGAAGAAAUUACCGCAUGUGAACAUACACAAAAUUUAGUGCAGAAUCCUCCAAAAAAAUUAGAAUCACAAGCCUUAGCACAUUGUAAUGAUUGUGAUUUAAAGGAGAAUCUCUGGCUUUGUUUGGUUUGUGGUAACCUUGGCUGUGGACGACAACAAUAUGGCGGAGUAGGUGGAAAUGGGCAUGGGUUAGCCCAUUUUGAUCAAACUAAACAUCCAAUAUCUUGUAAACUCGGAACAAUUACUCCAGAAGGAACAGCAGAUAUUUAUUGCUAUUUGUGUAAUGACUCAAAAUUGGAUCCUCUUUUGGGGAAACAUCUGGCUAAUUUUGGAAUAAACGUUGAAUCACAACAGAAAACUGAAAAGAACUUAACAGAGUUGCAACUUGAACAAAAUCUACAAUUUGACUUUAGCAUGGUUACUGAGGAUGGCAAAGAACUAGAGAAAUUAUUUGGUCCUGGCUAUACUGGUCUUAAAAAUUUGGGAAAUAGUUGUUAUAUGGCUUCUGUUCUUCAAGUCAUUUUCUCUUUGGAUGCAUUUCAACAAAGAUAUUAUCCAACUGCGAUGGAGCAUCAGUCACAAUGUUUGCUAGAACCAGCAAAUUGUCUUCAAUGCCAAUUAUCCAAGUUGGCAGAUGGUUUGUUGAGUGGUCGAUAUUCUCAGGCUGUCCAGACAAAUGAAACAGAAAGUGAAGCCCCUGGACAAGAUGGUAUCACACCUGCUAUGUUUAAAACGUUAAUUGGAAAAGGUCAUGAAGAAUUUGCCACUAUGCGACAGCAGGAUGCUUUUGAAUUCUUUCAACAUCUCAUGACAACGAUUGAGAGAAAAGAGCUUAAUAAUUCAGAAAGUGACCCAACUAAGAUUUUUAAGUUUACAAUACAGCAACGUUUACAGUGUUUAGAUUGUAAACGGGUGCGUUAUAGUAACAAUAAUGAAUCAAAUAUAUCAAUUCCUGUGCCAGCGCGUAAAAUUAAAUCUGCGGAAGAAGGUUCUGAAGAAAGUUAUGAGCCCGUAACUUUUGAAACAUGUUUAGAAUCUUUUACAGCAGAUUCUAUGGUUGAAUAUUUAUGUCCAUUUUGCAAUAAGAAAACUCAUGCUGCCAAAAAUAUGAGAUUUGUAACAUUUCCCGAGAUUUUAAUGGUUCAGGCACUAAGAUUUGAAAGUGAAAACUAUGUUACUUGCAAAAUUAGUGUCCCUAUUCUUUUUGACAAAGAAAUUCUAAAUUUGGAUAAAUAUAUUGCUCAUGGAAAACAAGAAAAUGAGGAAUCUUUACCCGAGGAAACCCCUGCUGAACCUACCUUUGAUAAAGUGGCUCUUGAUCAAUUAAUCAUGAUGGGAUUUCCUGAAACCAGGUGUAAGAAGGCUUUGAUCGCUACUGGAAAUAAUGGAGCUGAAAGAGCUAUGAAUUGGUUAUUUGAACAUAUGGAUGAUCCAGAUAAUAUUGAUAUGUCGGGACCUUCUGAAGCUGAUAUCGCUAAGUUAACAGACAUGGGAUUCUCUCAAAGUCGGGCCAAAAAAGCUUUAGGAGAAACAAAUAAUGAUGUUCAAAGGGCUAUUGAAUGGCUAUUUAGUCAUGAAGAUUCAAACGAAGGUUUAUCCCUACAAUCCAGUCACAAUGGUAAUGGUGCUUUCGGAGACUCAAAAUUACCUGCAAAUUAUCAAUUACAUAGUGUUAUUUCUCAUAAAGGUACAUCACCACAUUGUGGUCAUUAUGUAGCCCACGUCUACAAAGACCAACAAUGGGUUUUGUACAAUGAUAACAAAGUAGUUAAAGCAACUCGGCCCCCUUUAGAAGAAGCUUAUAUUUAUAUUUUGCGUAGGAUUUAAUUAUUCUAAUUUCCAGUAAUGAUUAGUAAAUAGUAAUUAUUUUCAAUAUACUGAAAUAAACAUUGUUGUUGAGACAUUAAAAUACGUAUACUAAACUGUUUAUGAGUUUAGUUUAAAUACCGCAUUCUUUAGUCGCAUAGACGUUGACAAUAGUGGU